Messenger RNA from Odontomachus brunneus, 1309 nucleotides. It is a transcript of the gene Grx3, whose product is annotated as glutaredoxin-3. The coding region runs from base 122 to 808 and encodes 228 amino acids. The record is from RefSeq and is a predicted model, not a curated record. The transcript has 2 exons. Lineage: Eukaryota; Metazoa; Arthropoda; Insecta; Hymenoptera; Formicidae.
AUCUCUUUCAACCCAACGUAACGGCUGCCCGGGUGACGUUUUCGAACGCACCUCUGCAAAUUAACAUUUUGCACAACGCUUGCAAUAUCUAUAGAAUCGGAGCCGAGCAAAAAAUAACACGAUGGGUGUCCCCGAACUGGAUACGGAAGAAGCGUUCGACCAAUUUGUCAAGACCAAGGAGCUUACCGUCAUUCACUUUUAUGUACCAUGGUCACAACAGUGUACCAAAACAAACGAUGUGUUGGAGGAGAUGUGCAAGGUAGAGCAGUACAAGGAUGCAAAGAUUGCCAUGAUCGAGGCUGAGAACAUGGCCACAGUAUCUCAAAAGUUUGGAAUAGCAGCAGCACCAACUAUCCUCUUGUUGAGAAACAGUCGUGUAGUAGACCGAAUAAAUGGCUUCGAUCCUACCAAGUUAAAUGAAAGAGUUACUCACCACUUAAAUAACAAGGAUCUGUCAUUCAGUGAUAUAACUAAACCAAAGGAACCUUUAGAGGACAGACUGAAGAAACUGAUCAAUCAAGCAUCCUGUAUGUUGUUCAUGAAGGGUAACCCUGAGCAACCACGAUGUGGUUUUUCCAGGACCAUUGUUUCCAUCUUAGAUGGCUACAAAGCUGAUUACCAGACAUUCGAUAUACUUAAGGACCAGGAGGUUAGGGAGGAACUCAAAAAGUUUAGUAAUUGGCCAACAUAUCCUCAGUUGUAUAUAAAUGGAGACCUAAUCGGUGGAUUGGACAUUGUGAAAGAAAUGAUUGAGUCAGGAGAGUUAGAAAGUAUGUUACCGAGAAAAGAUAGUGCUAAAGGACAGUGAGUUACUGAUGUGUCUACCUAAACAGAAUUUUUUUUUAAUAAAAAGUACUUUUAAAAUAAAUCUCCCUCACAUGUACACACAUAUAUACACAUAUGUAUACAUAUAUACACAUGUAUACUUGUAAAAAAGAAUAUAUUAAGUCACAAAAUUUUUUAAAUAGCAAAAUAUUUUUUUGCAAAAGUUAAACAUCAUCACAACUGCAACUUUAAUUACUAAUAUUUCUUCCAAGUUAUUUUGUAUUUAUAAUAUGCCCUAAAAGUUAUUUUAUUCAAGUGAUGCAAUAUGUGUAUGAAUUAAAUUUUACAAUAAAUUUAUUUGAAAUGUAUGUGAUAUGUGGGUGAUUUAGUAUCAAUAUUUUGCCAUACAUUAAUAUGCAUAGAGAGCAUAAUGUGUGUUCAACAGAGAGAUAUAAUAAAGACCUGCAUUUGUAGACCUUUUACAAAGAAGGGAAUGUAUCAUAACUGAUAUAAAUAAACAAAGGCUCUGAUUAUACAAUAAAAA